Messenger RNA from Phytophthora infestans T30-4, 627 nucleotides. RefSeq names its product secreted RxLR effector peptide protein, putative. Bases 1 to 627 code for a protein of 208 amino acids. Lineage: Eukaryota; Oomycota; Peronosporomycetes; Peronosporales; Peronosporaceae. The record is from RefSeq and is a predicted model, not a curated record. The transcript has a single exon.
AUGGGCCUCCACUCCAUCUUAUUGCCGUCAGCCUUCGUCUUCUUAUCGUGCUUCGACCAUUCCUCGGGAGAUGUCACCCCCGUGGCGCUCGCAAACGUUGUAGUCCAUCGCCAAUAUGCUGUUCCUAGCCAGAGGUACUUGAGAGCCUACACAACUACUGAAGAACGAGGAGGCCUGGAUAUCAUAUUGAAUUUCUUUAAAAGGAAAAAGGUCGAUCUGAAGGCAUUUUUGAAUGAAAAGAACGAUGGAGUUGACGUUCUGAAAAGUCUGCAACUCGGUGAUGACGUGGCGAGUGCGUUGAACCACGCGAAACUCGAGAAACUGAACAAGUACAUCAGAAUGUUCAACAAUAAACACGCGGACGGGCCCAUCUCGCUGGUCGGGAUUCUCUCAGCGCACUACGGAGACGAUGCUGUGGCGAAAACUUUAGUGUAUCUGGAAAGACACUCUACCUCCCCUGACAUGGUGAGCCUGGCGUCGAAGCUGCGAGUUGACCAGCUCAAUGGCUGGCUAACCGGCGGUCAAAGUGUCGAUGAUGUCUUCACGCGACUUAAUCUUAAGAGCAAUGGGGUCGAAGCACUCGAGAACAGAAAAUUUAUGGUACUGGAAGAGUACAUCGCCAAGUAG